This is a messenger RNA of Chelonoidis abingdonii (Abingdon island giant tortoise), 1290 nucleotides long. RefSeq names its product eukaryotic translation initiation factor 3 subunit H (gene EIF3H). The record is from RefSeq and is a predicted model, not a curated record. Gene Ontology annotation, molecular function: translation initiation factor activity; protein binding; metallopeptidase activity. Lineage: Eukaryota; Metazoa; Chordata; Testudines; Testudinidae. Gene Ontology annotation, cellular component: cytoplasm; eukaryotic translation initiation factor 3 complex.
CACGCUUCCGGUGUUCCAUUUUUCUCUUUCCGGCCGGCGUGGGGGAAGCGUCUCUCAACAUGGCGUCUCGCAAGGAAAGCACGGUGGCCGCUAGCACCGGCUCCUCCGCAACCGCUAGCAAAGCCAGGGGCAAGGCGGCCCCGGGGGACUCGGCCGUCAAGCAGGUGCAGAUCGACGGGCUGGUUGUGUUAAAGAUUAUUAAGCAUUACCAAGAAGAAGGACAGGGGAAUGAGGUGGUCCAGGGAGUGCUGCUGGGACUUGUGGUGGAUGACAGGCUUGAAAUUACCAACUGCUUUCCAUUCCCUCAGCACACAGAAGAUGAUGCAGACUUUGAUGAAGUUCAAUACCAGAUGGAAAUGAUGCGAAGCCUUCGCCACGUAAACAUUGAUCAUCUUCAUGUUGGCUGGUACCAAUCUACUUACUAUGGCUCUUUUGUCACUCGUGCCCUCCUGGACUCCCAGUUCAGUUACCAACAUGCAAUUGAGGAGUCUGUCGUUCUCAUUUACGAUCCCAUUAAGACUGCCCAAGGAUCUCUGUCACUAAAGGCUUACAGACUAACACCCAAACUGAUGGAAGUUUGCAAAGAGAAAGAUUUCUCUCCAGAAGCAUUGAAAAAAGCAAAUGUUGCAUUUGAGCACAUGUUUGAAGAAGUGCCCAUUAUAAUUAAGAAUUCGUACCUGAUCAAUGUUAUGCUUUGGGAGCUGGAAAAGAAAUCGGCAGUAGCAGAUAAACAUGAAUUGCUCAGUCUGUCUGGCAGUAAUCACUUGGGGAAGACCCUGCAAUUGCUGAUGGACAGAGUGGAUGAAAUGAGCCAGGAUAUAGUUAAAUACAACACUUACCUGAGGAACACAAGCAAGCAGCAGCAGCAGAAACACCAGUACCAGCAGAGACGUCAGCAAGAAAACUUACAGCGACAGAGUCGAGGAGAGCCUCCACUUCCUGAAGAGGACAUGAGCAAACUGUUCAAACCUCUACAGCCCCCUGCCAGAAUGGAUUCACUGCUUAUUGCAGGUCAGAUUAAUACCUAUUGCCAGAAUAUCAAGGAGUUUACUGCACAGAACCUGGGCAAACUCUUCAUGGCGCAGGCUCUUCAAGAGCACAAUAACUAAAGAGAAAAAAAUGUGGUAUUUGAUAUAAUCUCCAACAAAAGAAGAUGCCCUGACUCUCAGUUUAUGCUUCUGACAACACUUUUGAAAACAUUGUAUAUUGGAAAAAUACCUUGUGAAACCAAGGCACACAGGUUUGCCUAGAAUUCUCUUCUUAAGAAAAAUAAAAGCAGAUUUUAACACU